AUGGCCGAAACCGGCCAACAGAAGGUCACAGCCGCAUUUCCCCCUCCCCCUCCGUUCUGGAAGCACUUCACGACUCAGAACCUGAAGAAGCUCGAGGAAUGCAAGAAACAGCACGAGGAGAAUAUCGACUCAAAGCAAACAUGGACCCCUGAAACUCUUCGCCUUCUCGAGCUUCCUGCGGAGCUGCGAUUCAUGGUUCCACCCAAGGCCCCAACAUCAGGUUCAUACUCGUUAUUUGGAGAGUGGCAAUCGGUUUCCAUAAACCUUCCCUCCCUUCAAGACCAAGGCAUUGAGCAACUCUACCCCCAACCACCAUCCGGCGACGAAAACGCCCUACCCCCAAACCACCGCUUCUACUUGCUAAAAAUUAGCAAAUCUCUCCUCCUCAACUUCCUCGAAUUUGUUGGCGUGCUUGCGCUAUGUCCAGGACGUUUUGAAUCCAAAGUUCAGGACAUCCGAAAUCUAUUUAUCAAUGCCCACCACCUUCUAAAUUUGUAUCGACCACAUCAGGCCCGAGAGUCACUGAUCAUGAUGAUGGAGGAGCAACUGGAGAAGACCAAAGAAGAAAUACGGGAGAUGGAUAGGGUUAAAGAGAAGGUUCAUGGGUUUCUUGAGAGACUGGAGGCGGAGGGGUCAAAUGUAGCUGCUCAACUUACUGGGACUGGGACUAGGUCGAGGCCUUCGAGUGUGGCUAAGGCAAAUCAGACUACGAAUGGAGAUGAGGAAGUGAUUGAAGAGGCUAGGUCGGUGUGGAAUUUACUUGACGAAAUAGAUGAAGAUUGA
Messenger RNA from Paracoccidioides brasiliensis Pb18, 783 nucleotides. Its product is annotated as mediator complex subunit MED7. The record is from RefSeq and is a predicted model, not a curated record. Gene Ontology annotation, molecular function: transcription coregulator activity. Gene Ontology annotation, cellular component: mediator complex; core mediator complex. The transcript has 2 exons. Gene Ontology annotation, biological process: regulation of transcription by RNA polymerase II. The coding region runs from base 1 to 783 and encodes 260 amino acids.